Messenger RNA from Saprolegnia diclina VS20, 759 nucleotides. RefSeq lists its product as hypothetical. The record is from RefSeq and is a predicted model, not a curated record. The coding region runs from base 302 to 562 and encodes 86 amino acids. Lineage: Eukaryota; Oomycota; Saprolegniomycetes; Saprolegniales; Saprolegniaceae. The transcript is spliced from 2 exons.
GUAAUGCUAGUGUGCUAUGGCGACAACCUCUCUGUGCGUAGAGGCCGCUCGCUCUCCGCACGCCACGGCCGCGCCACACGCUUCCUCGCGUGUCUCUCCGUCCAUCUCCGCCGCUACUUCCUGCGCUUCCUGCAUGCGACGAUCAAGCGCAGCGCCCAAGGACCGCACAAGGACCAUGAUGCGACUGCCGCCAAGCUCGUCAUCCUGCAUUGCGCCUUGUGAUUGGCUAGAACGUACCGGCCGGUGAUUGGCCAGACCUGGAAUAGGUCAUUCGACGACUCGACCGCAGACUGCCUUCGACAUGAGCACCAUCCGCAACCGGUUCAACCAGGAGCAGACGCCGACGACCGAGGUCUCGCUCGGGCCCGCGGUCUACGACGGCGAGCGCUACGGCAAGAUGUCGGAGCGCCUCAAGCGCCGCAAGGUGCUCCUGCAGACCAACGACCGCAACCCGCGCCUCUUGGGCUUUGCCAUUGGCUUCCUCAUCAUCUGCGCGACCAUGUUCUACAUCCAGUACUCGAUCGCGUCGCGGAAGAGCGGCAAGCCGGCGCCGACCUCGUAGUUGACGCCAUUGGCAUAGAUAAUUGUGGUUCAUCCACGCAAGAUUGCAUUGCGUGAAGCUUGUUGAUAGGGUUAAACGUCACUUUAGUACGACGAGGACAUGCAGCUUCUAGGACGAACGCGCUCGACCGUCGUGUUCGUGAAUACAGCUAUGGUACAAGGGCAAGCGAGAACGCGCUAACUUAGUCGAUUGGCAAC